Acaromyces ingoldii is the source of this 1337-nucleotide messenger RNA. RefSeq lists its product as hypothetical. The record is from RefSeq and is a predicted model, not a curated record. Gene Ontology annotation, biological process: phospholipid biosynthetic process. The transcript has 3 exons. Gene Ontology annotation, molecular function: phosphatidylserine decarboxylase activity. NCBI's taxonomy places the organism in Eukaryota, Fungi, Basidiomycota, Exobasidiomycetes, Exobasidiales, Cryptobasidiaceae. The coding region runs from base 217 to 1176 and encodes 319 amino acids.
CCGGAAGAGGGCAAGCACAAUGAGGCGGCCCAGCGCUUGGAGGACCUCGUGGAGAAGUCUAAAACGGUGCCGGGGGCACACAUUGGAACUUCGGUCGACCAGAAAGGAAGCAAGCAGCCGGCGACGCAGCAGCCGCAGAAGGACGAGGAAAAGUCCUUCCUCGCCGGCUGGGUGCCGUGCCUGUCGACGAAGAACAUCGACGAUGACUUUGUGCGGAUGAAGAUGGGCAACUAUGUCGCCGUGCGCGGCGGCAACGAGCGCUUCUUCGAGGAAAUGCCGCUGUACGUGCGCGUGGGCAUGCACCUUCUCUUCUACGGGAGCAGGAAGGCGUCGCUGCUCCGCUAUGCCAGCGUCGAGCACCUGCUCGAGACGAUGAGCAAGAAGCAGGGAGUGACAUACGACGACGCUUCGAACCCAGAAGAUGUACAGAAGUUCAUCAAGAGCUUCAUCGAGACGUACGAGCUCAAGCUAGACGAUCUGGCCGAACAGGACCUCACCAAAUACCCGACCCGCAACUCGUUCUUCUACCGCAAGCUCAAGCCCGGUGCGCGCCCCAUUGCUGAGCCAAACAACGACAAGGUCAUUUCAUCGGCGGCAGACUGCCGGCUGAUGGUGUUUGACAAUGUCGAGUCUGCGACAAAGAUCUGGAUCAAGGGACAGCAAUUCUCCCUGCCCAACCUGCUGGGCGGCGCUGACAAGAACGGCGACCUGUUCCCGCCCGGCUCCUCUCUUGCCCUGUUUCGACUGGCGCCUGCCGACUACCAUCGAUUCCACCAUGCCAUCGGGCCCGUAAAAAUGGGAGAAAAGACUCACCUCGGCAAGGAGUACUAUACCGUCAACCCUGAGGCUGUCGGUGAAAACUUCGAUGUUUUCACAGCCAACACUCGUCAAGUGGUGCUUCUCGACUGGGAGCCCGUCAAGGCCAAGGUGGCCUUUGUCGCCGUCGGUGCUAUGCUCGUGGGGUCGAUCAACUGGACAAACUCUGACGUCGGCUCCAACGGGAAGCGGGGCGAGGAACUGGGCUACUUUGCUUACGGGGGCUCAACGUGCAUAGCCGUCUUCCCGCCGGCCGCAAAGGUCAAGUGGGACGGCGACAUCCAGGCCAAUUCGCUAAAAGGCAUCGAAACUUUUGUCCGCGUCGGAGAGCGCAUCGGCGAGUCAAAGGCGGCGCUCUGAUCGCCUGCCUACCUGCACGUCCUCCCUUGUUGUCAGCCACGCGUGCGCGCAGAGCUGGCCCGUCACCCUUUGUCUUCUUGUAUGUUGUGCCCGGCCCCUGCCCGGUCCCCUCCUUUGUGUGCUCGGUCCUCCUCUGUGGAAUUUUUUCAUUUCGUCCGCCC